GAUAUAGAUGAGGCGUAUUUCUUCUCCAUGGAGUGUUUUAUGCCGUAGAAAUGGUCCUGUGCUGCCAACAAUAUCUUGUAGAAGCGACUCAAUUUGUCCGGUGUGUUUGGAAGGGACGGGAUCUUAGGAAAUAGGUCGUGCAUGGGAACAGCAAGACCGUUGUAACCGCUUCUGCACAAUUAUAUCUACACCGGAUACCGGGAAAUGAGCCACACGCGAGCAAUGAACUGGAUACCGUCUACACGCGGAGCUGUCAGCAUAAAUAUAUGAUGUGUUUCAUCUGAUUUGAUCCUGUGCUUUCAUUGCAUCGACAUUCUUUAUCUAUGGCCGUUCUGUCAUCAUGAUAUCGGGUGUGUAAAGGGGCGCGCGCGUGAGCCGCAUCCGUGCGAGGUGCAUCUCAACAUGGCAGCAACGUAUCGAAAAGGAAGGAUAUCAAGCGGGAACACCUGUGGCUAUCCAGGGGACAUUUUAUCAGGGUUAGAUGGCCUGUCUUGAAUAAGAAACGUGCAAAUAUGGAGAGCUCCUGUUCAAGGAUGGUCCUGAGGAGCUCGCGGCGACUGCUUGGAUAUUGCGUGCUUUUACUCGCCGCCACAAUGUUGGUGGGAUUCAUGGCGAUGUCUUUCAAACCCGUUGCAGUGGAGCUCCCAUCCAACAUGUCCAGAAGGAGCCUCAAUCAUCUUCCAACAAGAGCACGUUCACCUCCUGCCUUAUCUUCAUCAUCAUCAUCUUCCUCAUCUCCUCAUCGCUCUGAAAGAACCAGGCGUCCAGCUCUUACGCCUCCAGGUGCCAAACAGCCCUCAUCCCCUGGUCACCAUGACAGUGCCUCCAGCAUAGAUCCCACCCCGUCCCUUGGAUCCGAAGGGUCGGGUAACGUAGGUGAUGGGGCCCAGGGCAUCCACCUGCUGUUACGGCCCCCAGACCUUCUAACGCCAAGCCAGAUGCCUCCCCUCCAUGUUGACAGACCGCCGACACCAGCCCCCCCAACCCUGGUGACCCCCGAAGACCUGUAUCCCAUCCACUCCGCUGAGGUGGACUGGGGCUCCGGAGACUACCUUGAAACUCUUACUUUCAUGGGAUCAGAAGGGGAGGAGUUUUCUCUCGUCACCGCCCUUCCUACGCAUGGAUAUGAUCCGUAUGAUACGGACGAUGAGGCCACGGUCAGCUACAACACAGCUUUCCCCUCUCGUCCCAUUCUGCCCCUCUCAUCCAGAGACCUCCAGCCCAGCGUGACUGUAAAAUAUGGGACUAACUUAAGGACGGCCCAUCCUACUGAUCCCCGCCUCCCAUUAGCUCCUGACUCCGCCCAUGAGAACGAUAUGGACGAUGAUUUGGAUUUCGAUUGGGCUGAGCUUUUUCCCAUUGAGCCGACUGAAAUGCUGCUUCCCGAUAUGAACAGUUUGGAAUACUACAACACAUUGCAAGCCAAAGAGAAUGCUAGUAUUGCGAGGAAUAGGACACACCCUCAUAUUACCCCAACACACACUGUGGGACCCACUCAAACUCCCACUGCAACAUUGGGAAAAGUCCCAGAUGAAAUCAAACGGAUGACUCCUGAACCUAUUCCACCCCAAAAACCUACGAAGCCUCCAAUCCCUUCAACCACUCAGACCCAACAACCACCUGAAGGCCCAGAUAAGGGUGUUCCUUCCAUACCCACAUCCCAUGUGGGCAAAACCCGACCAUCAGUGCCAACCUCCCUGCCUCCACCCGGCACCUCAGAGGGUCCAGUAAUACAAGCUGUCACGCUGAAGCCCCCUGCUACAAAACCCCGUAUGACCACCAUCAAAACUACCAUCAGAACUACAACUACAACUAAAUCCACAACUACCAAAAGCCCACCACCUACAACCCCCAGAAUUCCUCAGUCCAUCACACCCCGACAGUACGUCUGCAAUAUCACCAAACCGGACAUGUACCUAGUCAGAGUGGGCAUGCCUAGUGGGUCAUCGGUGGCGUUUGCCAAAGCUCAUGUGCGGGAGAUUCUUCGCCGAGAGUUCAAUCGUUCAGUGGAGCUCCAGGUCCUCAAAGCCCCACCCAAUUUCAUCUUCCGGGCCGUUUCCGGUCCACUGGUGUACACUGCUAUAUCAGUCAUUAAUGCUGUCCGCCAAUCAGUGCACAGCACUUCCUCUUCUUUCAUACUGUCCGUCACAACCAUAUAUGCAGUGCCUGAUUACAAACAUCAGGUCCACACAGUGCUGCAGUUUGUUCCGAGUCAUGUGGAUGUGCGUCUGUGUAGCUUUAGCGAGCGUGUGGAGAAGGGGCUACUCAUGGCGUAUGCGGAAGUACGCAAGCGUUCGCAAGAAAAUGGAGAUUUCACAGUUCAUAUUGUGAAUAUCACUAGCAGCCUUCCUAAGGGUCAGCGGCAGCAGAAGGCACCGGUGGACAUCACUUUUGCCGUGCGUGAUUCCCAAGGCUUCCUAACGGGAUCGGAUGUGAGUGGUCACAUGAGGCAGCUCAGCGCUGUGGAGUUCAGCUUCUACCUUGGUUUUCCUACCCUGCAGAUCGCUGAACCUUUUCAUUAUCCUGAACUGAAUGUGUCCCACCUGUUACACACAUCCUGGGUGAAAACAGUGUUACUCGGUGUGUUGGACCAGCGUGUGAAUGAGAGGACCUUCCAGGCCAAAAUGGAGAGGCGAUUAGCACUGCUGGUUGGAGAGGGACUUGGGAUCGGGGUUAGCAGUCGACGAUGGAGAAGAGCUACUAGUGUUGGCAACAACAGUGUUCAGAUUGUGCGAGUGUCCCGUCUGGAUGGCCCAGACUACCCGCUAGAGCUGGUGUAUUUUGUGGAAGCGGGGUCAGGAGAGAGGCUGCCAGCUCAGGCCACUGCGGCCAUGCUCAACAGACUGAACCUGCAGAGAGCCGCCAUCGUACUGGGCUACAGAGUACAUGGAGUUCUGGCCACACCUGUGGAGAAGCUGGCCCUGGCGCCCUCUGAGACUCAGCCCAGUAACGUGUGGCUGAUCGUUGGAGUUGUGGUCCCAGUUCUUGUGGUCAUCCUCAUCAUCAUCAUCCUCUACUGGAAACUGUGCCGCUCUGAGAAGCUGGAGUUUCAGCCUGACGCCAUGAGCACCAUCCAGCAGAGACAGAAGCUGCAGCCUCCCAGUGUUAAAGGGUUUGAUUUUGCUAAGCUACACCUGGGGCAGCAUAGUAAGGAUGACAUCAUGGUAAUCCAAGAACCCGCCCCUUUACCACCGCCGGUUAAAGAGGCCACGCCCUCAGAGGGCGGAGAAUUGAACACUCCAAAAUCGAAGAGCUCAUCUACAAAAGUAUCCCGUGCAGCACGGAGAAGAGGCCGAUUGUCUCCAUCUGAUGGAGAUUCUUUAGGAAGUGAAGCAUCCAGUGGAAGAGAAUCAGCAGAAGAAAGCACCAGACCUGCUGUGACGCCAAGUGACAGCAAACCCCAACAUCGCAAGAGCAAGCAUGCAAAAAACAAACUUGGUGCUCAACCUGGAAGUGGUGUAGAUGAGCAGUUGUCCUCAUCAUCCAUAUUUGAGCAUGUGGACCGUCUGUCUCGAGGUUCAUCAGAUGGAACACGCAGAGUGUCCAAUAAGAUCCAGCUCAUCGCCAUGCAGCCCAUGCCAAGCCCUCCCUCACAUCCACAUAACCAAGCCCUGAGUCCAAACCUGACAGACAAGAUGCCUGAUGGAGCAAUGGUCAAUAGUGAGAUUCAAGUGGCCUUGAGGCAUAAAUCUGAGAUCGAACACCAUCGCAAUAAGAUUCGCCUGCGUGCCAAGAGAAAGGGCCACUACGAGUUCCCCUCCAUGGAGGACAUCAUGGCAGCGUUCGCCGACAGCUCCGAACAACAGCGAGUGUAUCAGCAAGCCCAGGAACAGAUACACAAGAUCCUGCAUCCUGAAGAACACACAUCUUCAUCGUGCGGAGAGCCACGCAAAAGUUCCAAAGGAAGACGCUCUCCCAGACACAGACAAAGACAGAAUAUGAGUGGAAGCGGAAGUCUGAGAGACAAAGACCGUCUCAUUACUGACGGAGAUGCCACGUACAGGAAGUACCCUGGGGUCAACAAUGUGGCCUAUGUGUCCGAUGCAGAUCAGCUCCCAGAUGCAGGAAGCCCUUCUCCUACUGAUGAGGUGUUUUUAGACCCUGGCUCACCACCGUCAGGCGCCGCCCCUGCUCCGCCCGCCUACGUCGCCCCUCAGCCCACCAUCGAAGAAGCCCGGCAACAGAUGCACUCCUUAUUGGAUGAUGCGUUUGCUCUCGUCUCACCUUCUUCUCAAGGAAGCUCCGCUCCUCUAACAUUUACUGGUGUUACGGCAGUCACUGGCAUCGGAGGAGUCAGCCCCGGUCCACCCUCCAGUCCGUCCUUACGUCCUGCACGCCAGUGGGGCUCCUCUUCUUACCCAGCAGCCCCUGCACACAGUCCUUUCUCUGUGAGGUAUGCCGAGUUAGGAAUGUCUCCCACAUCGGUCCAAGGUUUACUGCAAAGGCAGACGCAGGGCUCUGGGUAUGUGGUGUCAGCAGAGAUGCAGUCAGAUCCUGGAUACUCCAGCAGGGGGCAGUAUGGAGAAGAGAUGUCAUCGUCUUCUCGGCCCCGACCAGUAGGGGGCAGCACAGGUGCACAGUUGCAUCAGCUGACACAAGUGGGCUUGUCAAGUCGGAUUGGAUUAUAUCCUGGAGUUGGCCGUAGUGUAUCUGGACCUUCAGGAUCAAGCUGGGCCCAGUACCGCUCAGAUGAGGAGGUUUCCAGACCAGGAUCCAACCGAGAGGCUAUACUGACAUUCCCAGAAUACUCUUCAUCGCCAGUAUUCCAGAUGCCCAGGACGUCCCUGCAGGAUCCCACCACACCCCAGGGUCACAUGGAAACCUCGAGCGUGGGGUACAUUGCCCCUGAGGAGCGUUCUCCACCCCCCCAGUCCUCUGCCUCUCUCAUCAAGGCCAUCAGGGAAGAACUCCAGAGACUUUCUCAGAAACAGGCUGCUGUUAUCAGCUACCAGAGUUGAGAAAGACCAUCCCGAAACCCCAGUCCUGGUUAAAAUCCCAACACAGCUCUGUGGUUGAGAAGCUGCUUCACACAAAAUCCAAACCAAAAUCUUCAAAUUCAAGUACGGCUGGUCUGUUACAUAUGAAGAAUUCCUCGCAUUAUCUUCCAAACUUGUAUUGCCAGGAAAUCCGCAAUUUAAAUUCUGCUGCUGACAUGCAGCAAACAAACUUAAAUACUCUCUCCAAUAAUUCACAAAAGAAAAAAAACUCACACUAAACAUCAUAUACAGACUGUUUAGAAAAAUAGACAGUUUCCUCAGACUCUUUCCUUCAGACUCUCAAUUUGCAUGCUGAGAGCUGUGAACAUUCAAGACUUCGAACUGACUGUUGCUAAUGUGAAAAUCCCUCCCCUUCAGUUCCAUGUCUCUCAAAGUGCUUCCUCCAAAUGGGUCAUCUUCAUGUCUGCGGACUUCCUCUGGUGCUAAACAUAAUUUCUGGUCUCCGCCACAAUAUCACAAUUCAGCCCUGUCUUAUAACUCUGAAGUGGAGUCCUUCACUUUAGUUGCUCAGUGUUCUCCCAUUUAUCAACGGUGGCUAAUCAAGAGGAAACAACCUCUGUUCCAACACCGAGAUGCAAAAUCAGGAUAGCUUGAUUUAUUAUUUAUUAUAAUUUAAUUAUGUUCCCUUAUAAAAUAAGUUUUAGCCAAAUUCUAAGGCAGCAUUGCAUGAUAAUACCCAUAAUACAUUCCAACAAGCAUGGUGGACAAACAAGAGAGAUAUAAUGUAUUAAGUUAUACUUCAUUCAGUAACAUUCAUAUAAACAUAAAGUGAGUUUUAGAGUAUUACAGCGUUAGCUUAGCAACAUGCUAAUGUCAAACCUUGAACAGAGCAAGAAAAAUGUUUGAUUAUAAAGUAAUAUGUCAUUCGAUAACGCUUAUAAAAACUUAAAAUGUGUUAUUUUCCCCAACAUUUGCAAAUUCUAUGUAUUUUUUGUAUUUAUUUGAAUAUCACGCCAUUAGCUUAGCAACAUGCUAACGUCAAAUUCUGGAUGAGGCAAGAACAUUUUUUGAUUCUAAAUGUAUAUUUAAUUCCAUAACGUUCAUAGAAUGUUUUAUGUUUAUACUUAUUGGAAUCAAAUCUAAUAUUUUGGAAUGUAAAAGAAAAUGUUGAUUAUAUUUGAUCAGUUACUGUACAUUGAAUUCAAUAAUUUUACCAAACAUUUGCAAGUACUGUGUAUUGUGUAUCUUAGCAAAAUGUUAAUGUCAAAAUCUUGGCAGGGAAAUGUUGAUUGUGUAAUAAUACUUUCGAUAACAUAUAAUGUAUUAUUGUGCCCAACACAGAGUUCCGUGUACACUUAUUAGAAUAUCAUGCUAUUAGCUUAGCAAUAUGCUAACGUUAAACAAUUGAAGUUAAUUGCAAAAUUUAGUCAGUUUGUGUUGCUGCCUAUAUAGUGUGUAUCUAGGUUUUGGAACAGAGCUAAUAUCAGUUAUGGUCUUCAGGUCUUGCCUUACAUUUGAGCCCAAGGUACUUCAGACUCUGCAGGGGAGGGAAGAAGAUCUUUUGUUUGGAUUGUAAACAGUGAAGUCACUCUAUGUACUCUUGAGUUUUUGAGUCAACCCACAUAUUUAGAUGAUCAACAGGCGGCCUUAGCUGCCGACCAGCAUGGUUCUCAUGCCAAUAACAUCAUGUUCAUUUGUCCAAACUGUCUUCAUCGAAAAGGUAUCGAAGCAAGCAUUCACAAUGCCCGUGUGUAAUCUUUUAAGCUCUUUUUGUCAGUGGGUUUUGAAAGUAUGGCUGAGGUAGUUUCUCAGUUUACAGAUAUUCAUUUUGCACAUUUUCUCAUCUUUGCACAUUCAUAUCAUGGUGAUGAUGGAAGUCAAUCAGUUAAAGAGUUUAUUGAAGAAAAGAGAGACAACUAUAGUAACUAUAUAAAUAUAUAAAGAAAGAUAUGAAUUCAUAUAGAGAUAUUUAUAUUGCAUAUUGAUGUAUCAACUCAUCAAGCACAAUCUGAUUAUAUGUUAGAUUAUAUGUUAAGCAUAUUAGAUUGUAUUUAUUUUUUAUUGUUAUGAAAGUGUUACAUAUUAAAGAUGUGUGAAAAGUGUUGCUAUGGGACUUUAAAAAAAGACCAAAUCACUGUUGAGGCAUAUAGUUAAUUUAGCUUCGUAAUUUGGUAGGCAUUCUCAAUGUAUUUUCAUGUAUUUGGUCAUGUGCAUUUACACAGAUUUGAGGUAAAGUAAAGAUUCCUGUAAGGAAAUGUGUUGAGGUUGAAGGCCUUUAUCACGAUUCUGUUUUAAUUCUCUGUCCUAUUACUUCUUCUCUUUAUUUUAUUGAUCAAACUUUUUUUUUCUCUUCUAUUUUUUCCCUGGGUUCCCACACUCAAAGCUUGAAAAGGGGUCAUGAAAAGAUAAUCAUAACUCCUUUAAUUACUAUAUUAUUUUCUGUAAUACUACAACAUAUAUCAUUAGCUUAAAAUGCUCUUUGCGAGUGCAAUAAAAUGAUUUAAAAAAUCUUUAUUAAAUAACCACAAAUGACUUGAAAAGUCAUGAGAUUUUGUUGGCCAAAAGUUGUGAAAACCCUAGCUUCUUUCUUUGUUUUGUUUAUUUACUUCUUGAUAUCUCAGUUUUUCUUACUUUUAAAAUUGUACUUCCUUCAUUAUUUCCGUCUUUCUAUCGAUAGACUCCUGGCAGGCCUUAAAUCAGGACGCAUGUGAAGUGAUGGAUUACGCUUUAUUUCUUCCUUGUUUAUUUUGUGUGCUAAUGUCUUGAUGGGCAUGCUAAUAGUCUUAAAAAAUAUAUUUGAAAAUACUACAAACAAGCUUAAUAGAAUUUAGCCUUCUUUGAAAGACUACUAUGUGAUGGUUCACGAGACUAAAAACCAAUGGUCAAAGCACAGAGAAACCAUCCUGAUCAUCAUCAAAAGAAAAAAUGUUCAGUAUUUUGUCAUUUAUAAACCUGAAUAAUAUUUUUGAAAGUAUUUGAAAAUCAGUAUUUAUCAAUAUAUCGUAUAAAAAAAAAGAGUAUUAAUAUGUAAACCGAUAUUUCUCCAUAUUUAAAUAUUCAGUAUGUAGUUGACAAGUAUGAGGCAAACAUCAUUGGUAGACGCCCCCCUUUCCCACUGUGCAAAGACCAACUGGGAAUUUUUUUUUUUUUUUCUUUCGUUUUUAUUUUACAUUUUUCUGAUUUAUUGAACUGUAUGCAUUCAUAAAAGACUAAGUUGAGAAUAAGAGAAUAAGUGUUGUAUUUACUGUCAGUUGAUUAACAAGGUGCUACUCAACAUGUGUGUGUGUGUGUGUGUGUAUGUAUGUGUGUGACUGUCUGAAACCAUCAAAACCUUACAGCACUGAACUGAACCUUAUCACAUUUAUAGCAAUUACCGGUACAAUGUAAAAGUUCAGAGAGUAAAUGAAUGCAAUGUGUGUGUGUGUGUGUGUGUGCAAAAGUAUACCUCCCCAUCCCUAUGUCGGUGCCAUAGAGGAUCUAAUAGAAAUGUGAACGAAAUCUUACAUAAAGUUCAUUUUUCAUUUCAUGUAAACUACCUGAAAUCUAAUGACAUUAUCAUUUUUUUUGCUGAUGCUAAGACCAUCUUUGUGAUCCUAUCAUUGAGGAAUAUGUAUCUUUCUCUCAGUCAGUCUUAUUUCUUUCUCUCUUGGUCUCUGCAAACAGCAUCCUAGUAUUUGAUGUUUAAUGUCUCUAUAUUGUUGUGUAAAUUAAAUAAUAAACAAUGUGCCGUCAA
Messenger RNA from Carassius gibelio (silver crucian carp), 8670 nucleotides. Its product is annotated as UPF0606 protein KIAA1549-like. Lineage: Eukaryota; Metazoa; Chordata; Actinopteri; Cypriniformes; Cyprinidae. The coding region runs from base 513 to 4958 and encodes 1481 amino acids. The record is from RefSeq and is a predicted model, not a curated record. The transcript is spliced from 22 exons.